Molecule: messenger RNA, 579 nt
Organism: Aspergillus clavatus NRRL 1
Lineage: Eukaryota; Fungi; Ascomycota; Eurotiomycetes; Eurotiales; Aspergillaceae
Product: 60S ribosomal uL29 domain-containing protein
Exons: 4
Coding region: 1-579 (192 amino acids)
Biological process (GO): maturation of LSU-rRNA from tricistronic rRNA transcript (SSU-rRNA, 5.8S rRNA, LSU-rRNA); translation
Cellular component (GO): cytosolic large ribosomal subunit; ribosome
Molecular function (GO): structural constituent of ribosome; mRNA binding
Source: RefSeq, a predicted model, not a curated record
AUGCCAUCAUCCGACGAUCCUCCGGCCUUGCGCUGCCCAUGCCAGCAAACCUUCCAAGGCUCCGGGGCGCCCAGCCGCAGCGUGACCGCACCAACACACAAAAAAACCCUAGUCCCACAACGAACAUCCCAAAUUGACCCGGUCCAUCUUCAAUCCUCACUGUCGACAAUACCCGUACGACACGACACGAAGCCGCCCACCAUGUCGACAUCCAAGGUCAAGGCUGGUCAGCUCUGGGGAAAGAGCAAGGAAGACCUUUCCAAGCAGCUGGAGGAGUUGAAGACCGAGCUUAGCCAGCUCCGUGUCCAGAAGAUCACCGGCGGUGCCUCGUCCAAGACCCUGAGAAUCCACGACGUUCGCAAGUCGAUCGCUCGCGUUCUCACCGUCAUCAACGCCAACCAGCGCUCCCAGCUUCGUCUGUUCUACAAGAACAAGAAGUACCUUCCUCUCGACCUCAGACCCCGCCUCACCCGUGCUCUCCGCCGCAGACUCACCAAGCACGAGGCCACCAUCAAGACCGACAAGCAGAGAAAGAAGGAGAUCCACUUCCCCCAGCGGAAGUUCGCCGUCAAGGUAUGA